AUGAGUCACAAGUGCAAAUAUUGCAAUGCUCUUAAAUGGCAGGAAGAAUCCCCUGGCAUGUGUUGCAGCGCUGGAAAGGUGCAACUUGCACCCUUAGAACCUCUGCCCGAGCCUCUAUAUAGUUUGGUAAUGGGCAGACAUCCAAAGCACGUUCACUUUAUGAACAAUAUUAGAAAGUACAAUGGUUGCUUUAGUAUGACAUCAUUCGGCGGUAAGCAGGUUCUACAAGAUGGCUUUAUACCGACCUUUAAAGUUCAGGGGCAGGUAUAUCACUUGGUAGGAAGUCUGCUGCCAUUACCUGAACAGGAAGCUCAAUUUCUUCAAAUUUAUUUUGUGGGAGAGAAUGACAGGGAAGUGCGUUUAAGAUGUAGCAAUUUUUCAGAUGUCAAACAGGGAUUAGUCAAAGAACUACAGAGAAUGCUACAUGACGUCAACACCUAUAUAAAGGACCUGAAAACCACUUUGGAUAAGGUAUCUCCAAAUUGCAAAAAGUUUGAAGUUGUUAUCCAUGCAGACAGAAAACCAGAUGACGCUCAUAGAGGUUGCUUUAACGCACCAAUAGCAAAUGAGGUAGCUCUGGUGAUUGUGGGUCAGGAAUUCAACAAGCGAGACAUCGUGCUGCAGAGCCACGAUAACAAACUGCGGCGCAUCAGCGAGGUCCACCGGUCGUACGACGCCUUGCAGUACCCGCUCAUGUUUUGCCGUGGCGAGGAUGGAUACUCGAUUGCCAUUCCUCAGCGAGACCAUCAGACCAAGUUGCAACAUAAGAAUUUAGUUUCCGCAGCGAGCUUUUACUCAUAUCGAAUUAUGAUUAGAGAAGGGGAAGUCAAUCACUUAGUGUACUUCCGUUCUCUUUUUAGUCAGUUUCUGGUUGACAUGUACGCCAAAAUAGAGACAGAAAGGUUGAACUAUAUUAGGAACAACCAGGCGCAGCUUAGGGCAGAAAGCUACAUUCACCUGAGGGAUGCCGUGGGAAGGCAGGAUGCUGACGUUUCUCGGCUGGGUAAAAUGGUGGUGCUUCCGUCAUCUUUCACUGGAGGACCUCGCUACAUGCAUGAGCGGACACAAGACGCAAUGACAUACCUUCGCUACCACGGCCGUCCUGAUUUGUUUAUCACUUUUACCUGUAAUCCAAAGUGGAAGGAUAUAACAGAUGCAUUAUUGCCUGGGCAAAAAACUCACGAUCAACACGACAUUAUAGCAAGGGUAUUUCAUCUUAAGGUGAAGAAAAUGAUGGCUCUAUUGAAUAAAGGUAGUCUGUUUGGAAAAGUGUGUUGCUAUAUGUACUCUGUGGAGUGGCAAAAGCGAGGUCUGCCUCACAUACACAUAUUGCUGUGGCUAGAGCAGCGCAUCUUCUCUGAUAUGAUCGACAAAGUCAUCUGUGCAGAAAUACCUAAUCCUUUAAAAAACUCUCUUCUACACAAUAUCGUUAAAGCCAACAUGAUUCAUGGUCCAUGCGGGGGCUUAAACCACAAUUCGCCUUGCAUGAAAAAUGGUAGCUGCAGUAAGAGGUAUCCGCGAAUAUUUCAAAAUAACACUCAGACAGGAGGCGAUGGAUACCCACAGUAUCGGAGGAGGUCUCCAGCUAAUGGUGGAUACACCGUAGAAAUCAAUGGAAUAGAACUGGACAAUCGUUGGGUGGUGCCGUACAACCCUGUAUUGUUACGUAUUUUUAAUGCUCAUAUUAAUGUGGAAUUAUGCAAUUCUGUAAAGUCUAUUAAAUACAUUUGCAAGUACGUGAACAAGGGAAGUGACCAGGCGGUUUUUGCCCUGGAGAGUGAGAAGGAUGAGGUGAAGAUGUACGAGAGUGGGCGGUACAUUAGUAGCUCAGAGGCGGUUUGGAGAAUCUUGGCGUUCCCAAUACAUGAGAGGUACCCCUCUGUCUUCCAUCUCAAUGUUCACCUUGAAAAUGGUCAGCGUGUGUACUUCAACUCUACAAACUUAAUUGAGAGGAUGAAUAACCCACCUCAGACAACACUAUUGGCUUUUUUUGAACUUUGCAAAACUGACGAAUUUGCAAAAACUCUCCUGUACUAUGAGGUUCCUUCAUACUAUGUUUGGAAAAAUAAUAAGUUCGAGAGAAGAAAGAGGGGGAAAGAUGUGGAUGGUUGGUCAGGAAUAAAGAAGGACCACGUACUGGGAAGAGUGUAUACCAUCCAUCCAAACAACACUGAGUGUUAUUAUCUACGUUUGUUGCUACAUGAAAUUCGAGGUCCAACGUCUUUUUUAGAUCUGAGGACUGUGAAUGGUGUCCUCUGUUCCACAUUCCAGUCUACAUGCAAGGCAUUAGGUUUAUUGGAAGAUGACAAGCAAUGGGACAAUACCUUGGAGGAAGCUGCAUUAUGUGAUUCACCUUUAAAGCUGAGGGAGCUUUUCACAGUGAUGUUGGCAUUUUGCCAACUUUGUGAACCUCUGAGUCUUUGGGAAAAGUACAAAGACAGCUUCUCAGAGGAUAUUAUGCGACAGGUAGAGAGAGAGUUGAAAGGUAGUGCGCAGAACAUGAUAGAUGAGGUGUACAACAGAUGCCUGGUAAUGAUUGAGGACGCAGUGAUGUCUUUGGGAGGACAGGAGUUGGAACAGUAUGGCCUGCCUCAGCCAAAAAGGUUUGGAGAGGUAUUGGGGAACAGAGACUAUUUGAGGGAGACAAACUACGAUGUAAAUGCCUUGGAAGAAGUGGUAUUGAAUAACGAGGGUUUAUUAACAGAUGAGCAACUCGCUGUCUAUCGGCAGGUUCUUAGUAGCGUAGAGUCAGGAGAUGGUCAGGUAUUUUUCUUAGAUGCUCCAGGUGGUACUGGGAAAACCUUCCUCAUCAACUUACUUCUGGCGAGGGUAAGGAGAGAACGUGGAAUUGCCUUGGCUGUUGCGUCGUCAGGUAUCGCUGCUACUUUGUUGGAGGGAGGGAGGACCGCUCACGCUGCUUUUAAGCUUCCUCUGAAUUUAAUUCAAACAGAAAUACCUCUGUGCUAUAUUUCAAAACAAAGUAACAUGGCUAAAGUACUACGGGAUUGUAAGCUCAUUGUUUGGGAUGAAAGUACCAUGGCACAUAAGGGGGGUUUUGAGGCAUUGAGCACAACCCUCAAAGAUAUUAGGAAUAACGAUGGAGUAAUGGGGGGAGUGACCGUGCUGCUUGCUGGAGAUUUCAGACAGACUUUGCCAGUAGUGCCAAGGGGAACUCGAGCAGACGAAGUUAAGGCGUGUGUAAAGAAAUCACAUUUGUGGUCCCUUAUCAGGAAAAUCUCUAUCAGGAAAAACAUGAGGAUACACUUGAAAGGUGAUGUUUUUGCAGGGCAAUUUUCAAAACUACUAUUAAAAAUUGGAGAUGGAGAGUAUCCUGAGACGGAAGGAAAAGUGAUUAUUCCUGCAAAUCUAGGUUUAGUAGUAAAAAGCCUAGAGAGUCUUAUUAAUAAGAUAUACCCUGAUAUUGCGGAUAUCAAAGAAAAAUCUAUGGAUUGGCUGUGCGAGCGUGCCAUUCUGACCCCUAGGAAUGAUAAAGCUGGUGUCAUUAAUGACAUUCUUCUUAAAUCAUUCGAGGAAGGAGAAAUGAAUUACAGAUCUGUGGACUCGGUGGUAGAUACGGAUGACGCGGUCAACUACCCAGUAGAGUUUCUUAACAUAAUGAACCCUCCUGGCUUACCAGCCCAUAAGCUUUUUCUUAAAGUGGGGGCACCAGUGAUGUUGUUGAGAAAUUUGAAUCCGCCAAAACUUUGCAAUGGCACAAGACUUCAAGUGAAGGCUCUACAUAGAAAUGUUAUCGAGGCCACAAUAUUCACCGGAUGUGCACGGGGAGAGACGGUAUUUACACCACGCAUACCACUAAUAUCGUCAGAGUAUCUUUUUGAGUUUAAGAGGUUGCAGUUUCCUAUCAAAGUUUGUUUUGCGAUGACUAUCAACAAGUCCCAGGGGCAGUCGUUAAAAGUAGCAGGAAUUGAUUUAAGUGAAGACUGUUUCUCACAUGGGCAGUUCUAUGUGGCAUGUUCGAGAGUGAGCUCACCAAACAGUCUUGUGAUACUAGCGCCUGAAGGGAGAACCACUAAUGUGGUAUACAAAGAAGUUCUAAAAUAG
Molecule: messenger RNA, 4062 nt
Organism: Temnothorax curvispinosus
Lineage: Eukaryota; Metazoa; Arthropoda; Insecta; Hymenoptera; Formicidae
Exons: 1
Coding region: 1-4062 (1353 amino acids)
Biological process (GO): DNA repair; telomere maintenance
Molecular function (GO): DNA helicase activity
Source: RefSeq, a predicted model, not a curated record